AUGGCAAAAGAAUCCCACAGCAUGGUCCUGGCCCUUGAACAAGGCGAGAGCAAUCACCUCGAGAAGAUCGCUCCCCAAAUCGAUGCGGCAAAAGAGGGCACCAAUGUCGAGACCAGCAUCACCCUCCGCCAGGCCUUCUCUUACUACAAGAAGGCCGUAGCGUGGUGCUUCUGUAUCUCCCUGCUGACUAUUAUGGAGGCAUACGACAUGAUGAUCGUUAAUAGUGCAUACGGCCUCCCCCAGUUCCAGCGAAGCUUUGGUGAGCAACUCCCUAACGGCAACUACUCCGUUCCAGCACGGUGGCAGUUAGGUAUCUCUCUGGCGACGGUUGUUGGUCUCAUUAUCGGCACGUUCUCCAAUGGCUACUUUGCGGAUCGCUUCGGGCCUCGAAGAGUCAUUAUGGUCUCUCUGUUCUUCCUCAACGGAACUAUAUUCAUUUCGUUCUUCGCCAAAUCUCCUGGCAUGCUGCUAGCUGGCGAGUUUCUCUGUUCUAUCCCAUGGGGUUUCUUCGCUGGUGGGGUCCCUGCCUAUGCGGCAGAGGUAUGCCCGCUCAAACUCCGCGGCUACCUAACAACCUACGUGAACCUCUGCUGGGUCAUGGGCAACUUGCUUGGAACAGGCGUGAUGCGGGCGUUCCUUCCGAUUCCAAACGAAUGGGCCUGGAGGAUCCCUUUCGGUAUCCAGUGGCUCUGGCCUCUCCCAUUGUUCAUCGCCACAUACUAUGCGCCUGAGUCUCCCUGGUGGUUAGUGAAGCAGAACAGACCUCAAGAGGCAGAAAAGACUCUCGACCGUAUCGUUACAGCACCACCUGGGGCUAUCAACAACCACAAUACGGUUGCCAUGAUGCAACACACAAUCGAGCUUGAGCGCAGUCUCAACAUCGGCACCUCGUAUAUUCAAUGCUUCAAGGGAACUAACCUGCGCCGCACCGAGAUUGCAAUGAUCGCCUGGGGAUGCCAAAUUCUUCCCGGGUUCUCGAUCCAAAGCUACAUUACCUACUUCUUCACUCUUGCGGGCGUGCCAGCGGGCGACGCCUUCAAGCUCGCGCUCGGCAACUUCUCACUUGCCUUCAUUGGCACCGUGUCCUCCUGGUUCACGCAGACCUAUUUUGGCCGACGUACCAUCUACAUGACAGGCCUCUGCUUCAUGGUGCCAAUCAUGUGGACCGUUGGUUUUCUGGAGCUCGGCUCCAACGACACAACGCGUUGGGUGCAGGCAGGCCUACUAAUGUUCUGGUUCCUAUGCUACGGCACAACUAUCGGCCCCAUUCCCUACAUUAUUGCCGCAGAGGUCGGCGCCAGCCAGCUGCGUGUCAAGACCAUCUGUCUAGGCAGAAAUACUUACUACUUCCUUAACUUUAUCAACGUUAUCGCGGCACCUUACAUGCUCAACCCGUCCGAAGGCAAUCUCAAGGGUAAAGCCGCUUUUCCAGCCGCUGUGAGCACUAUCUGCCUGCUUGCCUGGGCAUACUUUCGGCUUCCAGAGAUGAAGCAACGCACCCCGGAAGAGUUAGACACGCUUUUUGAUCGCAAAGUGUCGGCGAGGAACUUCAAGAAGGAGGGUGAGAUACUUGCGAGGGAACGUGCUGUGGGCAACUAG
This is a messenger RNA of Cyphellophora europaea CBS 101466, 1599 nucleotides long. RefSeq lists its product as uncharacterized. Gene Ontology annotation, molecular function: carbohydrate:proton symporter activity. The transcript has 2 exons. The record is from RefSeq and is a predicted model, not a curated record. Gene Ontology annotation, cellular component: membrane. Lineage: Eukaryota; Fungi; Ascomycota; Eurotiomycetes; Chaetothyriales; Cyphellophoraceae. Gene Ontology annotation, biological process: carbohydrate transport; transmembrane transport. Bases 1 to 1599 code for a protein of 532 amino acids.